AUGGGGAGAAUGGUGGAGGAGGUAUCCGCAUCACUCGUCAGAGAGUUUCUCAGUCGAAAAGGACUGAAAAAGACAAUUGCUUGCAUGGACGAGGAAUGUCCUCGGUCAAGCUCCAGCAUAAACAGUAGAGAAGAUCUUCGCCGAGUUCUUCACUUGGAAGGUCUUUACAAGAAGAACAAGGUACAGGAGGUUCCAUACAAAACACUCCUGGAGCUUGUAGUGUGGCACCGCACAGAGGAAAGUGGGUUCGCCAAGAGAAAGCAACAGAGUAAUACAGACACUCAGGCACCUGGAGAAAGGAUCCUGGCUAGCAGUUCUACUGCAUCAUCGGUUAUUGUGCCUAGAGAUGUUAGUGCAACAGAUGUCUGCACUGGAGAUUUACUCCAACGUAACUUGAACGUGUCAAGAUUGCAAUCAUCUCAACUACAGGGUGAAAAACCUUCCUUUAUUUUAAACGCUAAUCUCAAUGAAGGCGCAUCAGAGAGGCUGGCAUUGCCCAGCAGCCAGGAAACCUUGAGUUCCCCCACUGCCAUGGACCAGCUCCCAGAGAAGGGGAGCUCCGUCAGAGGAGCCAGUCACGGAGGCAGAAGCUCUCGCAUCCAGCGGGGCAUGAUGGCAGGGCCCGUGCUCAGCUCCUCUCUGGAAGGCAGUAAAAGACGUGUGACACGCAAAACAGCAGGUUCCUCCUCUCUUCUUUCAUCAAAGGGCGGAGAGAUGAAUGAUAAUGAUGCCUGGCUAAAAAGCAUGAGUCACAGUGCCUCGCUCGACAGCGUGCCACUUCGACCACAGAAGGCCGCCCCAGCGCCCCGUGCCUCCUGGGAGAGGCCAGAUUACAAGCCCUCAGCGGCACAGCCUCCUGUGAGGAGCAGUGGUGGAGUUGAGACCGGUCACAGUCACAGAGCCGAGCCUCACUCUCACAUACAAACACGGGAUUUGAGUCCAAGUGAUACUGAUGUUCAUAUGUCGACCCUCACACUCGAUGAUAUUGAUGAUGAGGAAGAGGAGCUGUGUGGUCUUGCCAGGCCGCCCCUCAGUCACUGCCUGUCUCAGCACACUGUUGACCUCCAUCCAAUGGACCUUCACACUUCCACUACACUGAAAGUGCUCCUCUUUGGAUCUACCUUUGGCUGCUUUGGCGAAGAAUGGAAAUGUCAAAGUUUUUCCUUUUCAGAUAAGCCCAAUUUGGGAUAUGGGAUUGUGCAAAAAAAGGGGGGUCCUUGCGGAGUACUGGCUUCUGUUCAAGCCUGUGUUCUGCAGAAACUGCUGUUUGAAAAUGCAGAAUCUGACUCCUCCCUCAAACAAAUGCAGCCAUCAGCAGCCCAGAGGACUCGGUGCCUGGUGUUGGCUAUCGCUGAGAUCCUGUGGAGGGCUGGAGAUAGAAAGAAAGCCGUUGUGGCGAUAAAUUCCCAAAGGCAACAAUUCACUCCAGUGGGACAGUAUAAAGCAGACGGGAUUCUGGAGCUGAUUACCUGCUCCACGGUUGACAGUUUGCCAGAGCUCAGGGGACUUUUGGAGCAGCACAUAUCACAGUUUGAGUGGGGUCCUUUUGGCUGUGUUUUACUCACCAUCUCUGCCAUCCUCUCCAGAACGAUUGACAGUGUGCGUUCUGACAUGGAUGUGCCCACCACUACUCUCAUCGGUGCCCAUGGCUACUGCACACAGGAGCUUGUUAACCUCCUGCUGUGUGGGAGAGCUGUGUCCAACGUCUUCAAUGAUGAGAUGAGACUGGACUCUGGCAAUGGCAUCUACACGCUGCUGAAAGGAGUCUCCUGCCACGCUGACAUCGGACUGCUGUCCCUGUUUGAACAUUACAAUAUCUGUAAGGUGGGGGAUUACCUGAAGCGGCCCAGGCAUCCUAUCUGGGUGGUGUGCAGCGAGAGCCAUUUCAGCGUGCUCUUCUCCUUGAACCAGAACCUGAACUCUGACCUGUUCAAUGAGGCGACCUUUGACCUCUACUACUAUGACGGCCUGGCCAACCAGCAGGAGCAGAUACGUCUGACCGUUUCCUUGGACAGUUCCAAAAUGGCCGCUGGUGGCGACGUUGCUGUGGACAGUGAUCUAGUUCCUCCUCUGGAGCACUGUAUCAGGACCAGAUGGAAAAAUGCAUCGGUGAACUGGAAUGACACAGAGCCUAUACUGUAACUACCGGUGCAGAGAGGACAGGGCAGUGACCCAAAAUCACUUUCCCUCCU
This is a messenger RNA of Engraulis encrasicolus (European anchovy), 2192 nucleotides long. RefSeq names its product MINDY lysine 48 deubiquitinase 4 (gene mindy4). Gene Ontology annotation, biological process: protein K48-linked deubiquitination. The transcript has 19 exons. The record is from RefSeq and is a predicted model, not a curated record. Gene Ontology annotation, molecular function: K48-linked deubiquitinase activity; cysteine-type deubiquitinase activity. The coding region runs from base 1 to 2142 and encodes 713 amino acids. NCBI's taxonomy places the organism in Eukaryota, Metazoa, Chordata, Actinopteri, Clupeiformes, Engraulidae.